UUGUUACAUGGGCUUUCGGAUGUCCAGCCAGAGCUGUUUCCGAAUGCCAUGGAACACCAAACCAUCGCACCUGAAGUCACAGGCUUAGGUGGUGAAGACGAGCCCACCCAGUUGUGGCUGGUGGCGCCUUUCCGUGCCGUCCAGGGCGAGUAUGUUCUGCAGAAAGGCCGAGACAACUGGAACCAGCCGCUCUGGCGUCAGUCCAAGGGCCCCUCGUGGCUUUUCAGCUCACCGGAUGGCUUUUGGCGCUUUGCGAACAACGACCUGGAGCUAGCCGAGCACCUGGGCCAUAUUCAGUCUUCAGAACCUCACGGUGGCAAGCUUCCGCAUCAGGUAGCGCAAUGGCAACACCAUGAUGGAAGUGCUUGGUAUGAUGACAGUGCCAUCAAAGUCACUACUUCUCCUGAAGAUUUCGAUGCACGACCCAAGGGCGAGGAGCUGAGCUCCUUAUGGUUGGUGGCUCCACGCUAUGCUUUGCUCCAAGGUGAGUAUCGCAAGCAGGAGGCCAGAACGGAACGUGGUCAGCCCGUGUGGCGACAAGUGAGCGGAGAAGGCUGGAUCUUCAGCAGCAGCAAAGGUCGUUGGAAUGUCACCGAUUUUGAGGAUGGCAUUGCGAGCAACAGCAGUGUGAUGGCGACGGCCUCACAGCACAAUGGCGAGCCGCCAUAUCGGAUUGAGCAAUGGCAAUUCUUUUGUCAGGGCUCUUGGCAGUUGGAUCCAAACAUCUUUGUGACGGAGAAGCAAGCAGAGGCCCAACGGCGCAUGGCUGAGCAGCAAAGGGAGGCCCUCAAGCGGACGGACCAUGCGCCCGAGAAGGUCUGGGUCAUUUGCCCGCCGAAGCCGAACCUUCAGGGAGAGUAUGCCAAGCAGCCGGCACGUGUCGAGCGAGGCCAAGCAGUUUGGCGACAGGUGGGAGGCAAUGGCAUCCUGUAUAGCAACGGCUUAGGAGGCUUAUGGUGUGUGGCGACCAAAGAAGCAGACGUCCAGAAGAACCUGGGCCUCCUGCAAUGUUCCACACCUCACUAUGGCCGUCCACCUCAUGAGAUGGAGUCGUGGCAAUACGCGGAUGGCAACUCCUGGCGCGUUCACGCGGACCUGCGUGUCACAGUGAACCGUCAGGAAGGCUUAGCAGCCCUGGCCGAACAGGAUGCGGAUGCCCAGCGAAGGGCCAAAGCGGCGCCGAAGCAACUCUGGCUGAAGGCUCCCAGCCGCAUAGCGCUAGAAGGUGAGUACACCAAGGUGCCCGAGCGAUUGGAGCGCGGUCAGGCUGUUUGGAAGCAACACUGCGGCCCUGGCUGGAUCUACAGCACCAGCGGUGGCCGGUGGUUCAUCACGGACCGUGAAGAUGGAAUCUCUGUUUGCACUGGCCUGAUCGCUUCGAUCACUCCGCAUCAAAACCAUUUCCCUCAGGAGACAGAGCAAUGGCAGGAAUACGUGAAUGGCGUUUGGCAGCCAUCACCUGCAGUGGCAGUUGUUGUUGAUGAGGAAUGCCUCAAGCUGCGGCAUUUGUCGUCCUUGUCCAUGGAGGAUGAUUUGCAGGCCAUGUCAGCUGUUCCAUCUUUGAAGAUGCCGAACAACCUUUGGGUCAUGUCCUCUGAGCUCUCCGAGUUGGAGGCUUCGGCGAAGCCAACUCGAAGCCACAUGUCCACAGGCCUGGCAAGUCUUUCAGCCGGCUACCCGAUGCCUGUACCCGCUUCGGAGUGCUACCUUCUGGGCAGGACUGCCACAUUCUCCAAGUUGGCUGCCCUGGGGCCGAGGGUGUGUCCUUCUCUACCCCCUGGCCUCGAAAAUGACCAGAUGGAGGUGCUCGAGAGUUUGAAAGCGGCGAAUCUCAUGCAUCUUGCUGGCUUGUUGGGCACGCCAGAGUACAGCAAGCCAAAGGCCGCACCAGCACCCAUUACAUCAGGACUUCCACUUCUUCUUUCCAGAGAGGAUGUAGCGAUUGGAAAGGUGGUGCGGAGCCAGGAUGGAGCAGAAGUGGUUUCGCGAUUGUUGGCCACAGAUGCUUCUGCGCCACCCUUGGUUGUAACAUCACUUCUGCCAGAGCUCCCCUAUUUGGCCAGCCAUCCCAAUGGCGCUGGCGUCAUCAGCGACCUGUUCGUCGCGUGCCGGAAAGCGCGAGACCACGGGAGUACGACGAUCCCAGCGAUGACCCGGCGCUUGCAAGGAUCUCUGUUGAGGCUCACGAAAGAUCGUUGGGGUUGCCGGGUGAUGCAGGCAGCAUUGGAAGAAGCCUCUCCAGAGUUUCAGCAGGCCUUCGCGAGUGAACUGCAAGGGAAGGCACUGAAACUCUGCCAACAUUUGCAUGCAAACUUUGUCCUGCAGAAGUACGUGGAGCUCUUGCCCUCUUCCGCGGGUGCAUUCAUCCUUCAGGAGCUGACGCCUCAUGCGCUGGAGGUCGCGGCGCACGUCUAUGGCUGCCGUGUCUUGCAGCGCCUCAUCGAGCAUUGCUCCAAGGAGCCAGAACUCAGCAAGCUUGUGGAGUCGCUGCUCGCGACAGUCCCCCAAAUUGAAAAGCUUCUCAAGGACCCCUUUGGCAGUAACGUCUUGCGGGCCCUGGUGGCACAUGGAACUGAUGCCCAGGUGAAGGUCAUUAUGGCGGCGAUCUCGACAAAUGUUCUCAAAUUUGCCAAGCACAAGCAUGCAAGCCUGGUGUUCGAACGAUGCUUAGAAGCCAGCAGCGAGAGAUCGGGCGAUUUCCCAGAACGUGAUUUGCUGGUCGAGCUCUUGUUAGGCGACGGCACCAGCCGUGCGCCUUUGGCGCAGAUCUUGCUGGAUCGCUUUGGGAACUAUUUGGCACAAAGAAUGAUCCACUGCUGCCGUGGCAAAGAGGAACCUAGGGUGGCCCAAUUGCUUGGGCGGUGCCUGCCAAAGCUCCAGCGCUCCCCGCAGGGGCGGCACAUCACCAUGGCAGCCACCAAGCGCUUCGGCCGCAUGCCGCAGCCGUCCGGGACGGUGAGCUCCACGGCCGAACGCAGCUUCGCGACCGACCGUGCCCAAGCCGGCGGGCGACCGCCUGCCAGCGUGGGCGAGGCCGGCCCAAAUUCAGGUUCUUGAGGAACGCGUUAUUGGAAC
This is a messenger RNA of Durusdinium trenchii, 3075 nucleotides long. Lineage: Eukaryota; Dinophyceae; Suessiales; Symbiodiniaceae. The record is from the annotation of a GenBank genome assembly.